Molecule: messenger RNA, 1128 nt
Organism: Triticum dicoccoides
Lineage: Eukaryota; Viridiplantae; Streptophyta; Magnoliopsida; Poales; Poaceae
Product: probable calcium-binding protein CML46
Exons: 1
Coding region: 250-864 (204 amino acids)
Molecular function (GO): calcium ion binding
Source: RefSeq, a predicted model, not a curated record
ACGCCGGACCGGAGGGAAGCACGCGCGCAGCUUCCCUCCCUCGCGCGCCACCAUGCAAUGCAAAGGGAGCUUCCUCCCUCGACCGGACUUGUUUACCCCGUGAUAUUCCUUGCCCGGGUCGCCAUAUAAACCCCCGCCCUUCCCCACCAUAUCCUCGCACACGCCGUCGCUCAUCCUCACCUGCUCACCUUGUACACGCGCGCGGCAUUCUCCAAUCGAGCCGGCGCCGACGAACUCGGAAGUCUAGCGAUGGCAGACGCGACGGCGCCGCGACCGCUGCUCCGCCGCGUGCUCUCGUUCCGGGAGCCGCUGCUGCUCAUCCCGCACCUCCUCGUCUUCCUCGGCACCGUCGCGUCCGCCUUCUUCCACAGCUACGCCUCCUUCCUCCAGUCCUUUGCCAGGUCCAUCGUCGUCCCGUCGCCGGCCGCGGCUUGCGGCAAGUGUCCGUACGCGACGUCGUCGGCGGUGUGCUGCGAGGACGUCGACGCCGAGGAGGAGGUGGUGGAGGAGGAGGAGGAGGAGCUGAGGAAGGAGGAGGUGGAGGCGAUCAUGGCCGGGAUCGGGCUGGGCGUGGCCGGCGCCGGCGAGGGGCUGAGGGCCAGCAUGGGCCACGACGAGGUGUCCCGGCUGUUCGACGCCGAGGAGCCGAGCUUCGCGGAGGUGCGGCGCGCGUUCGCCGUGUUCGACGGCGACGCGGACGGGUUCAUCGGCGCGGCGGACCUGCAGGGCGCCCUGGCCAGGCUCGGGUUCCCGGAGGUCGACGCCGCCGCGUGCGGGGCGAUGAUCUCGUCCAGCUGCGGGUCCAGGGACGGCAGGAUGAACCUGUUCCAGUUCGUCAGGUUCCUCGAGGACGGCCUCUGCUGACUGACCGACCGGCCUCUCUUUUUUGACCCGUUGCACGGUGCGCGGCUCGGCUGGCGCGGCAGAAGAUGUGUGCGUGCGUGUGUGCUGGUGUUCUUGAUUGUCCUGUUUUUCCUUCUGCGGCGCGAAGAGUUUUUUUUUUUGACGUUGGGGGUGGACGGACUGUGCAACAAAUUAACGCACUAAUUCUCGAGCUUAUUAAUGGAAUCGAACUGAUUUCGCCAAUUGAUCAUAAAUAAACUCUGGCGAUCUCAGCUGCCUUGAUUA